CGUCAAGUCUCCCCGGAGACUUGUUAUGUAAUCGGGAAAAAUAGUAGACAAAAUUUCUUUACAUAAUUUUUUAGCUAGCUAGCUUUGUAGAGUUGAAAAGGAGGCCAUGGCCAUGUUAAACUGUCCCACAUCGGUGGGGUGAAGAAAACUAAAGAAGUUUAAAUAGUAUUACCCCACUCUAACUAAUACCGAGGCCUUUUGUGAUAAAACCCCACACCUGAGGAUUGUGCAGGUGGUUAAGUGGGGACAGUAUCGGUGUUGUUAGAGUGGGACGGGCCCGGCGAUCCAACAAUUCCAACAUGGUAUCAGAGCCCACGGUUGCGGGCCCGUGCAAGCCAACGAGCUUGUGUGCAAGCCAAUGAGCUUGUCACCACCCGGAAGGAAACAAGUCUAAACUCUUAAUAUAGAAACGACCGCUGAGUUCCAAUUGAAAACAAGUGGGCCCAACGUGAGCCGACCUCUGAGUUUCAAUUACUGAUGUGGAUCUCCACGUGUGAACCACUAAAUGAGGUUACACGUGAGGGGGAGUGUUAAACUGUCCCACAUCGGUGGGGUGAAGAAAACUAAAGAAGUUUAAAUAGUAUUAUCCCACUCUAACUAAUACCGAGGCCUUUUGUGAUAAAACCCCACACCUGAGGAUUGUGCAGGUGGUUAAGUGGGGACAGUAUCGGUGUUGUUAGAGUGGGACGGGCCCGGCGAUCCAACAAUUCCAACAGGCCAUUGCUGGAGGAAUGUAUUGCCACGUCAUUCUUAUCUUGUGCUUAGCUGCAUUGGCCUCUCGAGCCGCUGCCUCGGUUGCCAUUCCUCCGGCUGUGUUCGAUGUUUUCCGUGGUAGUAAUUUGGGUGUCCAUGACACAGCUGAUCCUGAUGAGAAAAUCUUUAACGUGGUGGAUUUCGGCGCCAAGCCUGAUGGGAACCACGAUGCAAGUAUGAAUUUCAUAAAAACAUGGAUUGCAGCAUGUAAGAAUAACACUGACCGGAGAUCAAGGGUUCUGAUCCCACCAGGGACAUACAAGAGUGGGCCAGCGGUAUUUCAAGGGCCAUGCACCUGUGCUAAACCCAUAGUUGUUCAAGUUUUAGGGACCAUAAAAGGCCUGAAUGAUCUGUCCUUAUAUGAAGAGCCAUACUGGUUCUUGUUUGAGAAAGUAGAGGGCUUGGUCAUUACCGGCAAUGGCGUCUUUGACGGACAAGGAUCAAGUGCCUGGAAAGUCGCUGGUGACUGCGGCAGUUCGAGCGACGGUUGCAGUCCACUCCCAUCUAGCAUCAAAUUCAAUAGCGUCUCUAACGGGGUCAUUCGAGGCAUUAGUUCCCUCAACAGCAAAGGAGUUCACCUUUUCAUCACUGACAGCCAGAAUGUUAGGGUUCGCAGAGUGAAUAUCUCUGCCCCUGGAACAAGCCUCAACACUGACGGCAUCCACAUUAGCAACUCCAACAAUGUCAAGGUUGCCAGAACUCACAUUGCCACUGGUGAUGAUUGCAUCGGCAUGAUUCAGGGAUCCACCAACAUUGCCAUCAACAACGUAAUCUGUGGCCCCGGACAUGGCAUUAGUGUCGGUAGCCUUGGCAAGUAUGAGCACGAAAAUGACGUGAAAGGGAUCACCGUGAAGAAGACAACAUUUUUGAACACAGACAAUGGGAUUAGAAUCAAGUCAUGGCCAGGAUCGGGUCCUAGUCUGGCAUCAGGCAUGGUUUUCAAGGACCUCAUCAUGCAGAAUGUUAGGAACCCUAUCAUUAUUGACCAAGAGUACUGCGCUGGGGGAUGCGACAAGAACCAGCCAUCGCGUGUGCAGAUCAGCAAUGUUCAUUACAUAAACAUCAAAGGGACAACACCGUCAAAUGUGGCAGUAGAUUUCAUUUGCAGCAGCCAGGUUCCUUGCCAAAACAUCCAGCUUCACGACAUUGAUUUGAAGUAUACUGGUCCAAAUGCUGCAGCUCUCACCUCCGUAUGUAAAAAUGUAAAAGCUGGUUUUGGUGGCAUACAAAACCCACCAGCCUGCCAUUGAGAGUUGAGCUCCUGAAGUUGAUCAUAACACCCUUGACAUGUCCUGCUUAUCUAACUACUUAUAUUUAUAUCAUUGCUGCCGGGGAAUGAGAAGGAGAGCAUUUGAUGCCUCUGGGGAUGGAAUGAUGCAUGUACUAAAAGUUAAUAUUUGUAGCAUCAGUGGCAUAUUAGGCUUUGAUGACCAGCGGGGGCCAUGCGCCCCUCCCCACUCCCACCCAC
Messenger RNA from Malus domestica (apple), 2221 nucleotides. Lineage: Eukaryota; Viridiplantae; Streptophyta; Magnoliopsida; Rosales; Rosaceae. The record is from RefSeq and is a predicted model, not a curated record.